This is a messenger RNA of Kuraishia capsulata CBS 1993, 3021 nucleotides long. RefSeq lists its product as uncharacterized. Gene Ontology annotation, molecular function: ribosomal large subunit binding; tRNA binding. Gene Ontology annotation, cellular component: RQC complex. The transcript has 2 exons. NCBI's taxonomy places the organism in Eukaryota, Fungi, Ascomycota, Pichiomycetes, Pichiales, Pichiaceae. Gene Ontology annotation, biological process: ribosome-associated ubiquitin-dependent protein catabolic process; rescue of stalled cytosolic ribosome. The record is from RefSeq and is a predicted model, not a curated record. The coding region runs from base 1 to 3021 and encodes 1006 amino acids.
AUGAAACAAAGAUUGACGUCUCUGGACAUAAAAAUACUCGUAUCUGAGGCUGAGAAAUCGCUGGCUGAUUGUCGCCUCCAGAACAUCUACACACUAGCCAACAGCAAUAGGUCUUAUUUGCUGAAGUUUGGAAGACCCGACCUAAAGGUGAGUCUAAUCAUUGAUUCUGGAUUCAAAUUCCAUACCACCAAGUUCCAGAGACCAGUUACGCAGCUUCCAUCAAAUUUCGUGGUGAAGCUCCGUAAGCACAUCAAGUCGAAAAGGCUAUCCAAUGUCAAGCAGGUCGGGGACGACAGAAUUGUGGUUUUCGAAUUUGCCAAUGGAUUGAACUAUUUGGUUUUGGAGUUCUUCAGUGCAGGAAAUAUCAUUUUGCUUGACGAGAAUCUCAAGAUAUUGUCCCUCCAAAGAACUGUCAGCGAACACCAGGCGAACGACAGAUACGCGGUGGCUGAAACAUACCAGAUGUUUACGAAAAGUCUUUUUGAGGAGAAUUCUGUGGAGAAGACCGGAUAUCCCGAAAUAAGUGCCGGGGAUAUCAAAUCCUGGGUCGAAGAGACCAAAAAAAAUGUUGACGAGCAGAAAGGUAAGGUCUACUCGAUUCACAAGCAGCUAUUCCUCAAGGCGAGUUACCUGUCUUCAGAUCUGAUACAUAUUCACUUGAUAAAGCUGGGCAUAGAAUUCGGAGCCAGUUGUUUCAGGCUUCUGGAAGACGAGACUGUUCUUCAACAGACCACUAAGGCUUUGCACAACGCUUCUUCCCAGCUGGAGGAACUGGUGAACACCCCAGCUGACAAAUUUCAAGGUUACAUUCUGAGCAAGAAGAAUCCUUUAUACAGGAAGGCAGAGAUUGAGAAAGACGAAUCGUCAAACUUGGAGUACAUUUACGAAGAGUUCCAUCCAUUUGAGCCCAUCCACAAGGUCAACGACAACACCAGAAUCAGCACUGUGACGGGUUAUAACAAUACCAUUGAUGAGUUUUUUUCCACCAUUGAAACCUCAAAGCACUCGUUGAAACAACAAGCCCAACAGCAUAAUGCCGAGAAGAGACUACAGCAAGUGAAAGACGAAAACGAGGCCAAGAUCAGCAAGCUUACCGAGGUACAACAGCUCAACUUCAAGAAAGCAGAGCUGAUUGUCAUCUAUAGUGACCUGAUUGAACAGUGCAAAAGUGCUGUACAGUCCUUGCUGGAUCAGCAGAUGGACUGGAAGAACAUUGAGAAGUUAAUCUCGAUCGAGAAGAAUCGUGGAAGUGAAGUUGCGGCUAUGAUUAACCUUCCGCUGAACCUGAAGGAAAACAAGAUCAACGUGAAUCUACCCGACUCGUUAGCAGACGAUGACCACGACGAAAGCGACGAUUCCAACAGCUCGGAGUCAGAGUCAGAGUCAGAGUCAGACUCUUCGGAUUCAGAGACGGAAGAAAAGCCAAAACCAGCCCACAGCAAGAAAAACAGCCAGCCAACUGUAAGUGUUUCCAUAGAUUUGGGGUUAUCAGCAUAUGCCAACUCAACUAGCUACUUUGAUGCCGUUAAAGUGGCACAAGAAAAACAGACCAAGACAGAGAAAAAUGCGAACAUGGCCCUGAAAAACACAGAGAAGAAGAUUGCCCUUGAUAUGAAACGGUUAACCAAACAACAAUCAUCUCAAGUAAGUGGUGGUCAGACUGGUCUAGUCCAACUGAGAAACAAGUUUUGGUUCGAGAAGUUCUAUUGGUUCAUCUCUAGCGAUGGGUUCCUAUGUGUUGCUGGGCGCGAUACGGCCCAGGUUGACUUGCUUUAUUACAAAUACUUCAACAACUCAAACGAUGUGUUGGUAUCCAAUGAUCUGGAUAAUGCUUUGAAAGUUUUCAUCAAGAACCCAUAUUCCAACAAAGACAUACCACCUACGACGUUCAUUCAAGCGGGGGUGUAUAGUUUGUCAACCACAAAGGCGUGGGAUAACAAGAUCGUGACCUCACCCUGGUUUGUCAAGGGCGUUGAUGUAUCGAAAAAGGACUACGAUGGUACAAUUUUGCCCAGUGGAAUGCUCAAUGUGGCAAGAGAACGUACGUAUCUACCUCCUUGUCAGCUUGUUAUGGGCUUUGGGUUGUUGUGGAUAGGUGAUGACGAAACAACAAAGAAGUACAAAUCUGCGAAGAAGACCAGAGAUAGUGAGCUAGAGCUCAAACUGGUAGAUGCUGAAAAUGGAAAGCAGACAAGAAUUGACGAGUUGAAGGAGAUGGUUGCAAAGAUUGGUGCUCCCACAGAGGAAGAUUCAAAGAUUGGCCAAGAACUUCAGACUCAUGUUGAGGACGACGUUGAAACCAUAUCAGAGUCCAUCAAUUCGCUGGAUUUGAAGCCACCAGGUCCUAACGACCAGAUUCAGAGCAAGAUCCGUGGUAAAAAAGCCAAGCUCAAGAAAAUAAAACAAAAAUAUGGUGAUCAGGAUGAAGAAGAAAGAAGGCUGAGAAUGUCUGUUCUUGGUACUUUGAAGCAGGUGGAGAAAAAAAAGUCUACAGCUGAAGCAGCCGAGUCUGCUGAUACAACGGCUCCUUCUCGUCGCCCUCCAAGCAAGAAGAUCCAAGAAGCCAAUCGUUUGCGCAAGCUGCUCGAGGAGCUCGAACAAGAUGACGAUAUUGCACAAGAAGACGGUGAAGAAUCAGAGGUCAAGAUCGGGGAGCCAUAUUGGGAGACAAUUUCAGGAUUAAUCGCUGCCCCUAACAAAUCCGACAAGAUUCUGGAUUGCAUACCCGUUUUCACACCCUGGCCAACACUGAACAGAUACAAGUACAAGAUCAAAGUUCAGCCGGGGAAUAACAAGAAGGGAAAGUCCAUUUCAGAUGUUAUUGACUACUUCUCGAGAUCGAAUAUCGCGCAGGCAAAGUCUGAGCCUGAGGACUCUGCUGAAUGGUUUGACAAACAGAAUCUCGUUGCUCAAACCAACCAGCAAAACGCUCUGAUGGCUAUCACCCCAACCAAGUUGAAGAUUGUAUUACCAGGAGGAUCGGACUCCAAGUCGAAGGGUAAAACAGGCAAGAAAAAAUAA